GCUAUGGAUUCCCAGAGAAACGCCUCUGGAUGGAUGCACGGUUACGAGAAUGAUACUGAAUUGGUUGGCUACGUUCCUUACUCUGAACGACCGGAGACGUACAUUGUGCCAGUAGUGUUUGCGAUCAUCUUCCUAGUGGGAGUGUUGGGGAACGGUACACUGGUCUUCAUCUUCGCGCGUCACCGCACCAUGAGGAACGUUCCCAACACUUAUAUAUUCAGUCUGGCUCUGGGAGAUCUGCUCGUAAUCGUUAGUUGUGUGCCAUUCACAUCCACUCUGUACACGAUAGAGUCGUGGCCCUGGGGCGAGCUGAUCUGCAAACUGUCCGAAGCGACCAAGGACGUCUCCAUCGGCGUGUCCGUGUUCACUCUGACCGCACUCAGUGCCGAGAGGUACUGUGCCAUCGUCAACCCCAUCAGAAGUCACAUCUCCUCCAAGCCGCUCACCAUCAUCACGGCAGUACUUAUCUGGAUCAUGUCUUUGAUACUGGCUCUACCUGCAGCCAUAUUCUCCAAUGUCCAGUCUGCGGAUGUGCAAGACAACCAUACGAUCUUGUACUGCUCGCCCUUCCCGAGGGAAUACGGUUCUACGUACGAGAAAGGAAUGGUCCUUUUUAAAUUCCUUGCUUACUACGCAAUUCCUCUGUGUGUGAUCGCAGGUUUCUACGUGCUCAUGGCCAGGCAUCUCAUGCUCAGCACCAGGACCCUACCCGGCGAACACAACCCCUGCAAGAGCCAGUCGAAUCAGAUCCAGGCGAGGAAGAAAGUCGCCAAGAUGGUCCUAGCUUUCGUUAUCAUAUUCAUAAUGUGUUUUCUGCCUUAUCAUAUAUUCAUGUUGUGGUUCCAUUUCUAUCCAUCUUCACAUGACGACUACGACGACUUCUGGCACGCUUUCCGCAUCGUCGGCUUCUGCCUCAGUUAUAUCAACUCUUGCAUCAAUCCCAUCGCUCUGUACUUUGUGAGCAAAGCGUUUCGCAAACACUUCAACCAGUACCUGUUCUGCUGUGUGAGGCCCACCAACGAAAUCGGUGACAAUACUCUGAGUCAUCUCAACAGCUCGACCUUCCGCAGACACAACUCCGUGAUGACCAGUCACUACUCGAUCAGCCACAGUGACAAGUCCUGACGAUUCGUAUGGUGUGUCACCACGCUCGACCGCAACUGACCGACAUUAUUUGGUUUACUUUAGCAUGUAUUGUAGUAAUACAACUAUCAGCACGUUUUAUAGUCUAUUGAUACAGGUAGUAUGUGAUUGGUAAAAAUGAAACUUCUUCGUUUCACUAUAUAUUUGAUCCUUUUUGCCUUGGAUAUCUACCUUACAUAGUAAUUUAUCGCACCACAUUAAUAAACCUUAAAUUCAGCAAAUCUUUAAUAUUUAUUAAUCAUUAUAUUUUUACAGUUUUUAUGAAAAUUUCAUGAGUAAGUGAAUAAAAAUUUUAGGUUUUUUAAUUACCAUUUCUGAUUGGAGAAUGUUACCUAGGCUGUCUGAGCAUUUAGAGUGGGAUGGUUACCGACAGUACUACAAUGUAAAUAUACGUAUUUUAAAGAAAGGUUUAUAAAAAACAACUUAACAUAGCAGCAGUUUUCACUAUUUCGUGCCAUUAUGCUGUAAAUCUACUGAAUAUUUUGUAACUUUCUGUCAUAUAUUAAUAGUACCGUAUACAAAAUAAUUAGCCAUGAAAACAUGAUUUAGUGUUAUUGCUUGAUAAAAUUAUUUAAAUGGAUUGAGUUUAAAAAUUUAAUAUGUAACUAGCAAUACACUAAAUUCUCCACAUGUCAUAUAAACGCCUUUUGGGUAAUUGUAACUAAACGACAUGGUUCAAGCUCUUAUUUAGAUUUUCAGUUACCAAUUAGACAUUUGAUUAAGAGAUAAUUUGAAGAGAGAGCUCUGAAAAUUAUUUUAAAUAUAUCUUCACUUCCUCUAGCAGUAAGUAUUGUAAAAUUAGUUUUUAUCUUUUACCUCAGCUUUUUUAUGUUUUGCUCAAAAUAAGGUCCUUGUGGGCAGAGCAAGUGAGAAGAGACAUCGCAAAAACAAUUUUUAAUAUAAUAAAUAUUGUGAAAAUAUAAGGUCACAAUUUACUACUAUUUUAUUGCUCUAUCAUCUGCAUUCCAUCUUAAUAAAAAGCCAUAAUAAGUGUAAAAAGCUUUGAUAGUAAUCAAUCAAAAGAAACAAAUUACAUCCAUGUAUUGUAUUAAAAUUAUAUCAACAAUUACAGUUAAGCUCCGAAUUUUAUAACUUUUGCUACACCUGUCAAGAGUACCAUCAAUAACUUUUCACCUAUCCUGUAAGACAUUUAAAAUUUUUCAUUCAUGGACAGUUCUUCUCGAGUACAUGAGGUUUCAAUGUUUUCUUAUGAUUAAAAUAAGUAAAUAGUUACUCUGUACUAUAAAGCGAAUUAUGGUAGUUUCCAAAAGUACAUCAUGGGAAAAAUAAUAAAUCACUGUUGGUUGGUAAUCAGUUAUAUUUA
Messenger RNA from Homalodisca vitripennis (glassy-winged sharpshooter), 2467 nucleotides. RefSeq names its product neuropeptide CCHamide-1 receptor-like. The coding region runs from base 4 to 1125 and encodes 373 amino acids. Gene Ontology annotation, biological process: G protein-coupled receptor signaling pathway. NCBI's taxonomy places the organism in Eukaryota, Metazoa, Arthropoda, Insecta, Hemiptera, Cicadellidae. Gene Ontology annotation, cellular component: membrane. Gene Ontology annotation, molecular function: G protein-coupled peptide receptor activity. The record is from RefSeq and is a predicted model, not a curated record. The transcript has a single exon.